AUGUAUAUAUCCAUCUACAUCUCCGUUAUAUAUGUAGCUAGUGUCAAGUUGCAAAUGUUCAUUUAUUCUGGUCAACGAAUUGAAAAAUUUAAAAUUUUCAACACCAACAACUUGUGGGUGAACCUGAAUGAUAUUAAAAGACUUGUAGAAGCAGAUGCACUCAAGAUGGAGAUUAUACCCAACCCUAAGUCUGAUCUUUACACCUUGACUGAUGAAGGCUAUGUUAUCCGGAAUCCGGUCAGGUCUAAUCCAGCUAUCGAGUUGGGACCUGAAUUCAACAAGGUUAACAUCAACUCCUCAAGUAGAUUAGUGCUGUUGGCUGAAUGCAGUUACUAUCUUGUCUUCUUAGGUGGCCAACUUCUUAGGUCGUUUCAAGUCUAUUCCCAGCAUCAUUGAUCUAGAUAGCUUAGGGUGAUGUAUGGUUUGGAUCUGGAGUUACU
Messenger RNA from Nicotiana attenuata, 440 nucleotides. Its product is annotated as UTP--glucose-1-phosphate uridylyltransferase-like. The coding region runs from base 1 to 396 and encodes 131 amino acids. Gene Ontology annotation, cellular component: cytoplasm. The record is from RefSeq and is a predicted model, not a curated record. Gene Ontology annotation, molecular function: UTP:glucose-1-phosphate uridylyltransferase activity. The transcript is spliced from 4 exons. Gene Ontology annotation, biological process: UDP-alpha-D-glucose metabolic process; glycogen metabolic process. Lineage: Eukaryota; Viridiplantae; Streptophyta; Magnoliopsida; Solanales; Solanaceae.